CACAUGCAAGUUCUCAUCAAGGUAAAGUGACUGCGCUUUCUCUACAGUCAACAUGGAAAAUGCAUGAGAAAGAUUUGGAGGUUGAAAAUGACUCUCCCAGGACCAAAUGGAGGGAACCUAAACUCUGGUGCUAACGGUGUACCAAACUCUGGGCGGCUGGACCCAGGACUACACAGCAGCAGUCAAGACCCAGGACCUGCAUCCCAUCCCCAACACCAUGUCCCUGCCCGUCCCGUCUUCUACAUUCAUGCUCCACCUCCUCCCCCCUUCCUCCACUACCAGUGGCCCAUGCCCUUCUCCUAUAACCCCUUCACGGGCUUCCCAGGCAUGGGCUAUGGUAUGGUUAUGCCCCCAUUCCCUCCUCCCCCUUACAUGGAGGCUCCAGCCUACAUUCUGCCCCACCAUCCCAUCCAGGCAGUUGAUUACAGACGCUUGCUCCACCCCCAGGUCCAUGCUCCCAGCGCACCCUACCAGAACCCAAACCAGACUCGCAGAGUUCGACCCCCUCAUACUGUACCUGUAAGAGAAACUGUCAACUCUGAGGUCCAAACAGAACCCAUGCACAGGGGUGUUGAUGCUUAUGGUGGGGUAAGCCCACUCGCCAGCUCAGAUUCUGGGCAUGGAAUCACCUCGAACUCCCCAUCGUCAAGCUCCAGUUCCCAAAAACGUGGCUCUGCCUUAGAAGACUUCCAGGUAAACAGGACCAGUACAGGUACCACAGACAAACAAGGCUUUAACAUCUCACAUCCUACAAGAACGAAAACUGUCCAAUCAUGUAUUGGACGAACUCCGGAAACAAAGAGCCGUAAUAACAGUGUUGGUCAGGAGAACAUUGCCCCUUGCAGAAAAGGUCACUGUAAUAUGUGGUCUGUGGGUUCUCCUGAUGGUAUGGUCCCUGUGUGUAGCUCUUCUCAACAAGAGGAUGAGGUUGUCAAAGAGAGACGCAUCUCCAUUCCUGAUAUUCUGAUGAGUUGGGGAGGGGGCACGCCGCAGCCAACAAAGCUGAAAAUGGCAGAUGAGGCACUGUCUGAGAACAACCACCAGCUGAUGUCCUCUGAAACCAACUUAGAACAUGCAAAAUCUGUUCACCAGAGACCAACGGAGACCCAGAGUGACCCAGUGGUGGCUGAUAGUACUGAUACUAAUGAUGCUGAGGAAAGAAUCUUAAGUUCAAAGGACAGUGAAACCGUUAUCAAGAUGCUCAAAAAGCCUUCUGCUCUUUAUGAGCUCCUCUCAGACUCCAGAGGAGAUGAUGAGCCUGUGGAGUUGGUUGGUUCUGUUAGGCAUUGCCUUCCCUACACAGAUGAACUGUUGCAUUCACUAAACGAAUCCCAGAAGCUCCCUGACGAUGAGCCAAAAAAUGGCAAUGAGACAAAUCCACCUGAAGAUUCUGUAGAAGUCUUUACCUCUCAAAGGUCUUUCAACAGCAGUCAGAUGAAGAGAAAAAUGAAUGAGUCUCUUUGGUCUGUGGAGUCUCUAGCCCCUUUUAUCCCCACGAAGGAGUGGCUGCUGCAGAAUGGCAUGUUUGAGCCUGAAGUAAUUGUUGAGUUGACAGAGGAAGCUGAAGAUUGUAGACACUCAACACAAGAUGACAACCUAAUUGUCGAAGCUAGAAAGAGGAGGCAGGCUUGCAUAUAUUCCUCUCCUGACUCUGUUCCACUGUCAGACAGCUGGCUCACCUUCAGUACCUCGGCUGAGAAACGAAGUCCACAAAAGAAGCCAGAAAUAGAGAUUGAAAUUUUUGCCUCUGAAAUGAGAGAACUGAAGCAAGGCCAGGGUACGGCAACUUCAGAAAAGGAUCCCCUAACUUCCCCUACUUGCCUGCAGACUAAAAUUGUUGUGUCCUUCCCCACUGCAGAGGGUGCAGAUGAAUAUAGGUCUUCUGAACCAGAGGCUAAUCAAAGCCCAAACCAGGAAUCACUUGGUAUAAAUGAGAAGCAGGAGAAAACCCCCUGCUCUCCUGAGCGGGAAGAAACUCUCCCCUUGAGCUCUGCAGCAGGAGAAAAACUCUCACCUACAGGCCACCUGAUUGGCCAAAACGGAGUAGAUAUUGAGGUGGAGGAUGGAGGAUGUGGGAAUGAAGAAGUCAGUCAGCUGAGAAAUGAGCUACUGUGUGUGCCAAUGGCUGACCUGAAACUGGCUGAAGUGUCUCCAUCCAAGGGACAUUUAGUGGACUGUGGAACUCAGUGUACUGAGUUACAGGAGCGACUGUGUUUCUGUGAAGAGCUGAAGGGCAACAUGGGACAGAACAGAAGGCAUCCUUUUAAAUAUCCAGUUAAGAAGGCAAACUAUGGUGUGGCUGAAAUAUGCUCCAUGAAUGGACACACACAGAGAAACCAGAAGAGGCAUGGCCAGUGGAAGAACAGAGGUUCAGAAAAGCACAGCAGCCACCAGGACGCCUACAACGGAUCCUGCGGCAAACCUGGGAAAUCUAAAGUUGGAAAUGCAAGGAAUCCACGGUACUGAGCACUGACCCGUCUACAAGACAACCACUGGGUUUUAAGUCAAUUAAAUAUUAAAAUGAAUUUAAAAUGUAAAAUGUAAUAAUGCUAUUUUUCAAUAAAUGUUUUGUAU
Messenger RNA from Toxotes jaculatrix (banded archerfish), 2574 nucleotides. RefSeq lists its product as uncharacterized. The transcript has 6 exons. The record is from RefSeq and is a predicted model, not a curated record. Lineage: Eukaryota; Metazoa; Chordata; Actinopteri; Toxotidae. Bases 64 to 2466 code for a protein of 800 amino acids.